Messenger RNA from Pseudophryne corroboree (corroboree frog), 770 nucleotides. RefSeq names its product destrin, actin depolymerizing factor (gene DSTN). Gene Ontology annotation, cellular component: actin cytoskeleton; cytoplasm; actin cortical patch. The record is from RefSeq and is a predicted model, not a curated record. Bases 220 to 681 code for a protein of 153 amino acids. Gene Ontology annotation, biological process: actin filament severing; actin filament fragmentation. NCBI's taxonomy places the organism in Eukaryota, Metazoa, Chordata, Amphibia, Anura, Myobatrachidae. The transcript is spliced from 4 exons. Gene Ontology annotation, molecular function: actin filament binding.
CUAAGAGCUACAGUAAGUACCAGUAUAGGCUGUCAUCACUGGUAUUCUCUGCCCCUCCAGAGCAUAUCACCUGUAAGAGUGUAGGGUGUAUUACAUAGUCACAGCUCAGUAUCAGCAGGUGCACACACAAAGGACAGCCUCACAUCUCCAUUUCCUUACAGCUUCAUCUCGGACUGUCUGUGAGCUUCCCCAGAGCUGCAACCAACGGCACUACAAGAAAUGGCAUCGGGUGUCCAGGUAGAUAACUCUGUCAUCCUCUUGUUCCAAGAAAUGAAGCUCAAGAAGUCUGGGAAGAAAGCAGUUUUCUUUGGUUUCAGCAGAGAUGAGAAAUACAUCAUUGUGGAGGAGGGCAAAGAAAUUUUGUCUGACGACUGUGCUAACUUUUUUCCCCGUUUGAAAACACUGUUUCCUGAUAACAAAUGUUGUUAUGCCUUGCUGGAUAUUCAUUACAUUACAGGCGAAUCAAAGAAGCAAGACCUGAUAUUUGUUAUGUGGGCCCCUGAGGAUGCACCGAUCAAAGAAAAAUUACUAUUUGCAAGCUCAAAACCAUAUUUAAAACAAGCUUUCUCUGGAGUCAACAAACAGUGGGAGCUUCACAGCCAAGAUGACCUUACUGUUGACCAACUGGCGCAGAAACUUACAAAUGGCAAAAUUAAAUCUUUGGAGGGUCACCUUUUAUAGAUGCUCAGUGCCAGUAACAGCCUGCAAGUUACGCAGAGCUGCUUAAAGUGGAACUAAACCCUCUGCAAAUAAAUGUUAAUAUGCUAUAA